This is a messenger RNA of Seminavis robusta, 906 nucleotides long. NCBI's taxonomy places the organism in Eukaryota, Bacillariophyta, Bacillariophyceae, Naviculales, Naviculaceae. The record is from the annotation of a GenBank genome assembly.
AUGGCUAGCACUCUCACCGUUGUCUCCCGUAAGCAGCAGUCAAGAGCUAAAAUUAAACUGGAAAUUGAAAAGCUGAAUCUACUGAUCUGUCAGGAUUAUCCUCGCAAUAGACUGGACCAUGAAAAAUUGUUGUGCAUGUUAGAUCCCAGCGCAGGAUAUGUGGAUCCAAAUGCUGAUUACGGUGCCCACAGAAACAAUCUCCAAUUCCCAGUAAAUUCUGCCAGUAGUAUGAAAUUGGGUACACAAAGUCUUGGCCUUCGGUACGAGAAUGAGCAUUCUGAGGUCUACUAUGGGUACAAGAUGUGUCAAUUUUCAAGGCAGCAUCUUCAGUUCUUGUUGAAUAUUCAACGAGCAAUUUAUCUGUCACAUCCAAGCUCUCAAAUCAGCAAUGCUACCCAGGAUUAUAUGAGAGUUAAUCUUGUGGUGGGAGCCCAGACAGGAGAGCACGCCGAUACUUUCAGAGGAGCCACUCCCAACUUUAUUUUUAUAGAACCUGGCAAUACGUUCCACUUGAGAAUACGACUCUUCCCCAAGUUUCAUUCAUCCGUGGUUUCGUACAAGGGAGACUACUACAUACCCCACCAGUACAGUCCAAGGAUAGGCAAAAAUGACAAAGGUGAUCCCCACUAUUUCGAGUUCCCACCCUCAACAUUUGACAAGUUGGAACCUGUAGGAGACCUUCACAGCUUCAUUGUCGUGGGCAUCAAACAAAAGAAAAUCCAAACAGCCCCACGCUACUAUAGUGUGCACCAUACCACAGCCACAUUGAACAUUGUCAGCCUUGCCGAUGUCCUGGAAGAUGCAAAAAAACAUCUGGUUCUGAGGAAGCCCAGACCCAUGUUUCAAUUGAAGCAUGGAACCAACAAAUGGUAUAUUUUCUAUGGUUGGAAGCACGUGCAGCCAUAA